AACAAAACACCUUUAAAAAGCGUCCAAAUUUUGUUGUAUGAUUAAAAGGAAAAUAUUCAGAAUGUGCUGUAACCGCCUAAGUUGAAAGAAAUGACAGGACUUUUCUUGGUUGCUAUACUGGUUAUCGUCACAACUUUCAAAGGUUGUCAGAUAAACGGGGAAAAGACGCGACCCUUUUCCUCAAUUCGCUCUUUUCAACUCCACGAAAAGAGCUAUUUAAGUGUGACACACAAAAAGGUAUAUUUUGUCGAGAGAUUAAGUAAGUGUGUGCUGAACUGUUUGCGAGGAGGGUCGGCAAGAUCGUUUAACUUGACAAUUGAACGUAACGCAGAUGGAAAGUAUCUCUGUGAGGUUUUAUUCUCGGACAGGUUCCUUGAAAGGGAGAAGUAUGUAGCAAGCCAGACGUUCGACCACUAUGAAUCCCCGAGCGAGUGUUCUAAAUGGCCUUGUCGCCAUGGUAAAUGCAAAGAAAUCUACGAGCUGAAUGACUAUGAAUGCGUUUGCGAACAGGGAUAUACAGGAAAACAUUGUGAGACGGAUAUCGAUGAAUGCAAGAAUAAACCCUGCCAAAAUGGCGGCAUCUGCAAGAACUUACCAGGGAAAUACGAGUGUGCCUGUCCAAGCGGAACGACCGGAAAACACUGUGAAACAUUUCUUCCUGGACUACUGAGAAUUGGCGAAGAACCUGUUUGUUCGCGGAAUGAUAGCUACAUCGUCCAAUUUGUGCAGUCAUAUCAAACCUCUCAUGUCACGUAUUAUACCUAUGGAUGUGGAACAUGGAGCCUGAGUCGCUGUACGGGGAGCAGGACAUACUACGGUACCGCUUACCGUACACUCUACAGAAUUAACAUUGUCACCAAAGUGUUUUGCUGCCCCGGCUGGAAGCAGCACAAUACUUCGUGCCCAAAUGAAAUCAACGAGUGUGAUAGCAGUCCGUGUAAAAAUGGAGGAAACUGCACUGAUCAAGUCAACAAUUAUACAUGCACGUGUCAGCCAGGAUAUACAGAGAGAAACUGCGAGAUAGACAUAGACGAGUGCGCUGGAAACCCCUGUUUGAAUGAUGGUAACUGUACGGAUCACGCGAAUAACUAUUCAUGCAAGUGUCAACCAGGUUUUACGGGAAUAAACUGCGAAAAAGCUCCUCGAAGUUGUGCGUCCAUCCGAGCCCUCGAUUUCACAUUCAGCGGUGUCUACCGUAUAAGGACCCCUAACGGAUCCGGGGCUUUGAGCGAUGUUUACUGUGAAAUGACGAAGAUGGAUGGUGGAUGGACAAUGGUAUUCAAAGCCGUCUCUGGAGCUUCACCGCUGACCGCUUCUGCUUUGUGGGCCUCUGAUGUCACGCGUGACAUGGACAGUAACGUAUUCUCCGUCAUGAAGACAAACACAAGCCAUUACAAGAGUAUAAUCGUAGAGGAGUGGGAUGCCUUCGGACCGAGUGAGGUGCUUGUAAAUGCGUAUGUUGAGGGGGUCUCGGUGCUUCACAUGAUUUUCAACGCAAAGAAAUCCGACAAGAUGAGCUGGAUGCAAAAAAGUCGAGUUCUUAGUUCGUCGUGGACCGACCCAGCUCUGAGUGUCGCGAUUCUUGAGUUUACUCUGAAAGGGAUCUGCCCUGACUACCCUGGAGUCUGUCAACAGUUUGAUGUUCUUCAAAGCGGACGCGGUGGCUGCAAUUUAACAGCUGAUCAGCCUGUGGUCGACGUUAUGACUGUGCAUCUGCGCUGAGUAUGGUGUUGCUAAACAUAGCGUCGAAAUUACACAAAAAAGGAGAAGUCCAGUAUUGAUUAAAGCCGCAAUGUCACCAGUUCACUUCCGGAGGUCCGACGGAAACCUCGACCGUUAAAAGACAAAAGAAUCUAUUAGAAUCCAAGAUAUGUAACAUGACAUUCGCUCUAAA
This is a messenger RNA of Nematostella vectensis (starlet sea anemone), 1894 nucleotides long. RefSeq names its product sushi, nidogen and EGF-like domain-containing protein 1. Lineage: Eukaryota; Metazoa; Cnidaria; Anthozoa; Actiniaria; Edwardsiidae. Gene Ontology annotation, cellular component: plasma membrane; protein-containing complex. Gene Ontology annotation, molecular function: calcium ion binding; Notch binding. Gene Ontology annotation, biological process: establishment or maintenance of epithelial cell apical/basal polarity; Notch signaling pathway; heterophilic cell-cell adhesion. The transcript has 12 exons. The record is from RefSeq and is a predicted model, not a curated record. The coding region runs from base 91 to 1722 and encodes 543 amino acids.